Bombus terrestris (buff-tailed bumblebee) is the source of this 6761-nucleotide messenger RNA. It is a transcript of the gene mu2, whose product is annotated as mediator of DNA damage checkpoint protein 1. NCBI's taxonomy places the organism in Eukaryota, Metazoa, Arthropoda, Insecta, Hymenoptera, Apidae. The coding region runs from base 889 to 5838 and encodes 1649 amino acids. Gene Ontology annotation, molecular function: protein binding. The transcript has 8 exons. The record is from RefSeq and is a predicted model, not a curated record.
GCAAAUCCUGGUCACUUGCACAGCAGGUUAAUCGUAGUUAAAAUAAAUUAUAACGAAGUGACAAAUGGAAACCCGCCUAAGGCACGUGGACGCCAGCAAAAGCGUCGCUUUUUUAGAAGAGAGAGGAACCGCCAGACAGAACCCGUUAAGCAGACGAAGAAAGUAAUUGAGUGAGAAGUGUAAAGAAUCAGCAAAAAUUUAGUGUUUAUUAUAAAUAUUUGCAGUCAUUACUCAAAAGGCCCUCCUCUGUCCUUCUGACUCUUAAAAUCGUGUGCAAAAUAUGUACAAGUGACUAACAACCGAUAUUAAAUUCUUUUAGCGCCGGUAAAGAUACUUUACCGAUACGCGACUCAGUGUACAUUUUUGCUCAGAGUACAUUUCAGCAAGUUCUAAUUUCUCGAUUGAAGCGCCCUAUUGCAAACAAAUUCACACUUACCGCCUCUACGGGAGUUUCUAGACUUUUAUAUACAACCGUGAUCCCGAUUCCCAUUAUUCCUAUGUUAUCAACCUUAUAUUUGUGUUAUACAUAAUUAAAUUACCAGUGGAGGGAAUCGGCGGAAAUAAGCAUAUGAUAAUGUUUGUAGCACCAUCACUGUGGUAGCAUCCGUCAUUUGUAGUGUGUGAUAUUUCUUGCUAAGUGUUAUUUGUACCAAAUAUUUAGUUAUAAUAUUAUUAUAAGUAAUAUACCGAUUUGUGCAUUCAUGUGUGGUUGUACGUGCAUAUUUCUUGUUUAAUCAAGCAUUCAUUGGUCUAUUGUAAUUACUAGUAAAUCCUCUAAGCAUCUACGUCUUAAAUGAGGUUAUGCCACAAAAAUUUCAUAAUCUUAAAAAAAGGGAAAUAUUUAAAAGCCACAUAUAAUUUAUGUCAUCCAAAUAAGUUGUUUUCAGAAUGGAUAUCCUAGCAACGCAAAUUUACGAAGAUUAUGAUUCCACACCAACACAAAAAAUUUCUUAUUCUUCUCAACAAAGUAAAAUAGUGAUUGGGGUGUUAUGUAUUGAUUCUAAAACAUUUCAAAUCAAAGGAGGAAUUACACAAAUUGGACGACAUCCAGAUUGCAAUGUAGUAUUAAAUAAUCCGACGGUAUCAAAGAAACAUGCGGAAAUCGAAGCUAAUUGUCAAGGAACUGAAUCGUGGAUUUGUGACCUGAAUUCAUCUAAUAAAACAAAAUUAAAUAACACAAUUCUCAGGUCAAAUCGAUGCUACGAGUUGAAAAAUGAAGACGUGCUGGAGUUUGGCACGGUCCGGGCAAUUUUCAAAACCUGUCAUUCGAUGGAAGAUUCUUUAGUACCAGAAACCCCAGCGGCAAAUCUUCAAAAGACACAGCAAAUGAUCAUUCCAGGAACACCUGACUCGUCAUUUGAUAAUUCAUCCACGGUGGGAAAUGUCUCCGUAAUUCCUGCCACUCAAGGUAAAGAGGAAAGGUCUGUAUUUCGAUAUCCGACGUUGCCUUCGAAGACCGCCACUAACAGCACACAGAAAAAUAACAUUCAAAAUACCUCUAUCGACGCCCAAGAUAACUCGCAAAACUUCGACGUAGAAGAAAAACAAAACGUAGGUGGAUCAAGAAUUAGUAUAUACGAUAUGGAAACGCAAAAUUCCUCGUUUAAUUUCCAUGAUGAAACGGACGUUGAUAUUGACGAUAUUGACACUCAAAAAAUUUGCAUUUCGCGCAGCAUCAAAAACCUUACAAAAUCUGUACAGAAACAAAAGGUUGACAUGCACGAUAUACAAACGCAAGCAGAAGUAUCAGAAGAAGUUACUGAUAUUCAUGAUAUAGAAACGCAGCACGAUAUAAAUAUUCAGGAUAUGAAAAUAUCCAAGAAGAUUAAUACUCAUAAUUUAAAAACUCGAGAUAAUCGAGAUAGUGAGAAACUUGAAGCAACAACAAUUGAAAAGGAAGGAAAUUUAACGAAUGAAGUGAGAAGUAAUGUUAAUGAUACAGUGGUACAAGAAGAUAAGGGUAAGGAAAGCACAUCCAAUCCUAAUAACACUGAUAAAGAUGAAAGUCAAAAUAAAAAAUUGCCAGGUAUUGAGAAAAGUUUGCAAAACCGUCUAGAGGAAAUUGAAACAAGCGAAGAUGAAACUUCGGAACUUGAGAUGAGUCGAAAUUUGCUUGGUCCAAAAGAAUUAGAAGAUUUCAUUGAGGAUGACGAUCUGUCUGAUGAAGUAAAAUCAAAAUCACCGACUUUAAUAAAAACUUCAUGUGUAAACAACAAUAGCGAUGUAAACAAUGAAAGCACUGAUAAUAAGAACAUAUUUGAAGCUGUGACACAGGUCAAUAAAAGUGAUGAAGAUGCCUUUAGAAGCCUAAGUGAACGUAAAUACACGUUUCAGGCUUCCUUAGUAAGUGAUGACUCUGACAACGAGGUUGUGUUUCAGAGGUAUUCGUACAAAGAUAGUCAAGAAAAUAAAAAGUCUUCAAACGAUCGAGUUUCUGAUAGCGAAGAUUCAAUUACGGAUGAAGAAGGUCGUUUUACAGAAAUAGCUGUGAAAAUGAAACAGGCUGUAGAAUUUUCGCAGCUUAAUAGGAGUAAAGAAAUAAAGAACAGUGCUAAUUCAAGUAAAGAGUCUGAUGAUCUAUUUGAUAUGCUUACUCAACCAGUAAAACGGAAGGAUGAAAAUUCAUCGCCUAAAUCUAAUGAAAAACCAAAAGAUAAUAAGUAUGAAAGUGAAGUAGAUUCUAAUAACCCAACGCAAGCAAUUAACAAGAAAGAAAUGAAAAAUAAUAUGGAAAUAAAUGAUGAAAUACGAACAAAGGAACUCGAUGAUACACCAACUCAAAUUCUUUCAACAAAUAAAUCUUCCUUAAGAGAGACUAGUUGUACUAUUUCAACAGGAAACAAUAAAAAAUCUGAUAAAGAAGAUAUUACUGAAAUAGACGACAAUACACCUAACCAGAUAAUUAACACUAAAGAGAAACCAUUAGACGUGAGCAAUAACGAACCUCCUUCGGUAUUAAAUGUUACAGAUAGAUGUAGUAUUGAAGACAUCGAUUAUGAAAUGGCAUGUACUCAACCAAUUAAUGAAAUCGGAAAGCAAAAGUCUGUAUCAUCAAUUUCUAAUAAGAGAAAAAACGAGUCAAACUUUGAAGCAUUGGCUAGAGCGAACUUAGAUGAUAGUGUAGAAAGAAAUUUGAAAGCAAUGUUUGCAGAUAUAAAGGAAGAACGUAUAGAAGAACAAUUAGAAAUAUCAACACAGGUUCUUGAACAUGUGCUAGAAUCGUCAGAUUGUGAGAAUAUAUCUCCCACACAAAAUCAUAAGUCUAACAUGGACAGUAACUUAUCAACAGAUAAGAAAACGAUGAAAUUAUCAAUAUCGAACGCUAUACCUACUAAUUCAUCAACACCUAAAUCCAUAUCUAAAAACCCACUAACUUCAAAAUCUGUAUCUGCAGAUUCAUCAACACUUAAGUCUACAAUUAAAGAUCCAUCAACAUCAAUAUCAUUAAGAGAAAAGAAAUCAAAAACAUCAAACAUAGCUAAAAUGAUUCAAGAAGAAACUGAUAUAUCUAAAAACGGUAAGAGUAAAUCGAAUUCAAAGAAUAUAGAUGAUCAAGCAUCGAGUACAUCAAUCGAUUGUGAGCAAUUUCAACAAACCUCUAAAGCACUACAAAGCGACGAUGAAGAUAUAUUAGCUGGUUUACCUGAAGUUAACAUUUCAGGUACUUUAUCGAAUCCAGGAAGUCCAAUAUCAACAUCUUCUGAAUAUAGAAUAAAUAUCAAUCAUAACUGGGGAAGACAAACAUCUGUAAAAAUUGCCCCAAGAAAGAAAGAAGCUUUACGAAAAUCGUCGCGAAGAACGUCUAGUUGUAGAAACGUGGAAAACACUAUGUCUUAUCAUACUAUUAGCGAGCCAAAUUCUAGUACUAUUUCGGAAAGUUCUUCAAAUUCAUAUACAAACAAUUUCGAUAUUAAUAAGAUACCUGUUUGCAAACAUGGUGAAAAAGGGACAAGCAGAAAAUCCAAAAGAUUGAUAAAAAAGACAAAGAAUUUAUGUAAAUCUAAUGAAAGCGAUUCCUUGGUAGAAUUAAAAUCGGUGGAAAAGGAAGUACUGGUUGAAAUAGCACCCGCUGAACUUCCGAGAAAAAAUGUAUCAAACACGUCACACUUUAGAAAAAGAUCACUCAGCAUAACAGAUGCAAUUGAUAGUAAUACUUCGAAAAAGCGCAAGAAUGAUGUUAAUGAAGAUAAGCCUAUUAGUAAUAGUAGUAGAAAGAAGAUUACAAUAGAUGAUAAAGACAAUUCCGCAAAUGUUGAUAAAAAGAAUUCAUCAAACAGUAUAAAUGGUUCUAACAAUAGAAUGUCAAAUGAAACAAGUUUAGAUAAACAAGCAAUAGUAAAAGUCCAAAGAAUUUCUCUGUCUACUCCAACAGGGUCGAUAUCAAGUACUCCAACUGAACUGGUGGAUGAAAGCGAUAACAAUUGUAAAAUCAGACAAAAUCGGCGUACAAAUGUCAUUUGUGACAUUCAAACAUCUGACAGUAUUGUUUCAAGUAUAUCGAGUAACGAAAAUUAUAGAACUACCAAAAAUGUAGGAACACGAAAAAAUCCGAGUCGAAAGACGACAAGAAAGACUGAGCUUGUAGCGGACGACAUUAGUUCUCAAAUUGGUGAAGAAUCCCAAGAGAUAGAAAUGAUCAUGAACAGUGCGCUCAAAAAACAAAAUAGAAAUAGAAAUGGCUCAGAUACAGAAAGAAAGGAAGAUACGGAUAGAAAUACAAGUACCAAAACGAAAAAUACUAGGAAACGUGGAAAUACAGAUAUUAAUACGGAUGUAGAUAACACGGAAAUCAGCAGUACCUCUUCCAUUUUAUCCGAAUCUGAUAACGCAUAUUUUGAAGUGCCUACAUUAAGGAGCAAACGAGCGAAGGUUUCCAAAAAUAUUUCAAGUAUAAUUAGUACUACGGUAAAUGAAUCUACUAAAGAAACAAAAAGAAAUAGCAAACUAUCGAUUAGAUCAACUCGAAGUCAGCAAUCAAUUGCGGAUUCUUCCCUAGAAGAAAGCGCAGAAAUGCUCGCAAAUCAAACUACUUCGAAUAACAGUGCGAAUAAAAGGAAUAAUUUCAGAAAGAAACAGCAAAAACAGACGACAGGAAAGACUAAAAACAAGCGACAGAAAGAAGAUUUCAUAGAAGAGACGCCUACUUCAGAAACUAAUUCCAGUAUCGAAACUACAUCAGUACUUUCAACUCCCAAUAGAACACGUAGAAGCAUGUCUUCUUCAUUUGCAACACAAUCACCAUUCAAAAUAAAGCAUAAAAUCUUAUUUACGGGUAUUUCAAGUAACGAUUAUAGUAAAUUGUUAACAAAGUUGGGUGCCUCUCAAGUCGAGGAUCCGACAAAGUGCACUGUACUAGUUACAGACAAAGUUCGAAGAACUGUUAAAUUUUUAUGUGCUUUAGCACUACCUGUACCAAUAGUGUCAGUCGAUUGGUUGAUUAACAGUGAAAAAGUUGGUCAUUUCAUAGAAUUAGAAAAUUACAUAUUGAAAGACCUUGCUGCUGAAGCUAAAUUCCGCUUUAAAUUAGGAAAGAGCUUAGAAAAAGCAAAAGAACAUAAACUUUUAAAGGGAUACACACUUGUCUUAACACCGAACACUGCGCCGCCACCACUAGAAUUAAAAAAUAUAAUCAUUUCAUGCGGCGGUAAAGCCUUGUUUCGACCACCACCGAAGUUAUGGCCUCAACAAUCAGUGAUUAUCUCUCCCAAAGAGGACUUAGCAGAUGCAAAGAAAUUUCUGGCAAAAGCACCUAAAACUGUUACCGUUCAGUCGACAGAAUUUAUAUUAACUGGCAUUUUAAGACAAGAAUUAGAAUUUAAUGAGUUUAAGUUAAUAUAAUUCAUUUCUCAAUGAAACAAGAAUACUUGUAUUGAAAAAUAGUGUGGAAGUUAUUAAUAUAUUUCUCAAAUAUUUUUACAAAAAGUGCAUUUGUACAAAAUAAAAAAUAUAUUAUAUUGUGUGAUUCGUACAUGGUUAAUUGUAUAAUACAUAUAUAGAUAUAUACAUAUUAAUAAUUGAUAUACAUAUAAAAAAGGAAAUUUUCUUUACAUCCAUCUUUCAAAUCGUUAAUACAAAACAUAAUGUACAUUUGACACCUAUUUGCAAUGUUUAUGUUAAUGUUUAGUAUGGGUAUAGGUCAUAGAUUUGAAUUAAUACUAAAAUGUUUCUUUUCAAUAAAUAUAAAUUUUAUUAUUCACCAAAAUUGUACAGUCACCUUUUUUAUCUAAUACUUCAACUUCCUAGUGAACUCAAAAUUGCUCUUUCGAAUAUAACAAAAAUUUAACUUACAAUAUCUUAGAAAACAAAUGCAAAUGAAAAUUUCUUCCAUAUUCACAUUGAAUAAAAUGUUUUCGCAUAGUAAAAUAAAUUUCUAAUUUCUAAAUUGAGCAACUGUGUUUCAAUACCAAUGAAAUGAAACAUUUAUAACUAGAUGCACUGUACCUAAAAAAUUUGUAUAGUGUGUGAAUCCAAUACAAAUAUUAUUUAUCUUCUUAAUCUAUCAAGAGAAAUCCAGGUUCAGGUAGUUCUGGAUCGAGUAGUCUAGAAGAUAGUUAUACAUAUAUACCUUAUAAGUUACAACAUAACAUGAAUAAGAAUAAUGAUUAUGAAAUACAUAUUUGUAGUAAGUACUAAUUAUCUUAGCCUAAGUGAGCAUUUAUGUUCAGUGACUAAAUGCAUUACUAAGAAUAAAGGAAAUGAAAGAAUCGUUUAUUGUAUUCAAGGGUGUUCAAAACACUUCAAUCUGUUGGAAUUGACAAAUA